AUGUAUUCCAAGCUCUUUCCAAGCUUUUAUAUUACAAUAAGCUUAUCGAUCCUUUUCCUCGACUCGCUUCAACUGAUCGCUGGGCUUGUUCUUACCCCAGAACUGGCGCCCAAGACCGGCCAGAAAUUCACCAACGUCCAAGGCACUUAUUGGAAUGGGGCCACGUUUGCUGGAAGUUGUCUUUUGCAAAGUUACCAACAACCUCGUAAUCUCGAGUAUGUCGCCGUAGCCAAGGACUUGAAUGGCCGAGCGGAAUAUUGUGGAGCAUGUAUCAAGGUGACUCCGUUGGAUGGAAAGCGGGCCCCAGUGGUUGCGGUAGUUUCAUCCUAUUGUGCCAAUUGUCCACCCGGCGCACUUGAUAUGCCACAGACAAUGUAUAAUCGACUGAUGGGCGAUGGGCCCAAACGGCCGGGUGUGGAUAGGUUCAGUUGGGAAGUAGUAGCCUGUCCGUUCCAGAGGGAGAAGCCGAAGAUCAUCAACAAGGAGGGGGCAUCCAAGUUCCACCUGUCGAUCCUGAUCGCCGACUCGGACUUCCCGAUCGCCAGUGUGGCCAUCCAAGCCGGCCCCGCCGCCCGAUGGCUUCUCGCCCAGAAGACCGACUACAACUGUUGGGAGAUCCCUCAACAACCGCUCCUCCCCGACCGGGUUAACGUCAAGGUCACUUGCUCUAAUUCGCGCUUCUUCAUCGUCAAUAACUUCGAUCCGGCUAGUAGGACUCCCUUGGAUGCUCCUGCUAACUGUUGAGCUAUUCAUCACUUGGCGCUGGCCCUCAGAUCAGAUCACACUAGCUUUUUCUAUAUCUUCAUAUUUGUGCUUAAUGAGCUGGUUCUUAUUCUUU
This is a messenger RNA of Puccinia graminis f. sp. tritici CRL 75-36-700-3, 838 nucleotides long. RefSeq lists its product as uncharacterized. The record is from RefSeq and is a predicted model, not a curated record. Lineage: Eukaryota; Fungi; Basidiomycota; Pucciniomycetes; Pucciniales; Pucciniaceae. Bases 1 to 744 code for a protein of 247 amino acids. The transcript is spliced from 4 exons.